Manis javanica (Malayan pangolin) is the source of this 1330-nucleotide messenger RNA. The record is from RefSeq and is a predicted model, not a curated record. Lineage: Eukaryota; Metazoa; Chordata; Mammalia; Pholidota; Manidae.
CCUCUGGGAGAGGCGAAUGGGCCCAAACACAGACACCAGGUCCUGAGGAGCAGCCGAGCCUUCAGCAGAGACCGGCUCCGGUCAGCCUGUGAACAACCAACGCCCUCUGCCCAUCUGGCCCUCCUGGGCCCACACCAUGCUGGUCACUGUGCACUGUGUGCGGAGCGACCUCUCCGAGGUCACCUUCUCCCUCCAAGUCAGCCCUGACAUUGAGCUCCACACCUUCCGCGUCCUCUGUGAGCUCCAGUCUGGUGUCCCUGCAGAGGAAAUCCAGAUCGUCUACAUGGAGCGACUCCUCAUGGACGACUACUGUUCCCUGGGCUCCUAUGGCCUCAAAGAUGGCGAUGUUGUUGUUUUACUUCAGAAGGAGAAUGUGGGACCUCGGCCAACUGGACCGAUGUCAGGCCCGCCUCAAACUGAUUUCACUGACAUGGCCACACCUGGGACAUCCAGCAGCGGGCCGCAGCACCAGCGUACACCAUCGGCCCAGCAGGCCCAUGGCCCGAGCUCCAGUGAGAGGGGGACAGCUGGACAAGGCCUCGACAGCCCCGCCUUGGUCCGAAGCAUGCUGCUCUCCAGUCCCCACCAUCUGUCCCUGCUGAAGGAACGCAACCCCUGUUUGGCGGAAGCCCUACUCAGUGGAAACCUUGAGACAUUUUCUCAGGUCCUGAUGGAGCAGCAAAGGGAAAGGGCCUUGAGAGAUCAAGAGAAGCUUCACCUCUAUUCUUCAGACCCGUUUGAUUUGGAGGCACAGGCCAGAAUAGAAGAAGAAAUCCGGCAGCAGAACAUUGAGGAAAACUUGAAUUUAGCGAUGGAAGAGGCUCCAGAGAGUUUCGGACAAGUUGUCAUGCUCUAUAUUAACUGCAAAGUGAAUGGACAUCCUUUGAAGGCUUUUGUUGACUCAGGGUCUCAGAUGACCAUCAUGAGCCAAGCCUGUGUGGAGAGAUGUAAUAUGAUGUGGCUGGUGGACCAACGAUGGGCUGGGAUUGCUAAAGGAGUGGGCACCCAGAGAAUUAUUGGCCGCAUUCAUCUAGCACAGAUUCAAAUUGAAGGUGAUUUCUUACAAUGUUCUUUCUCUAUACUCGAGGAGCAACCCAUGGACAUGCUUCUAGGACUAGAUUUGCUCAGGAGACAUCAGUGUUCCAUUGACUUGAAGAAAAACGUGCUGGCGAUCGGCACCACAGGCACACAUACUGCCUUUCUUCCCGAGGGAGAGCUACCCCCAUGUGCUAGGCUGGUUAGCAGUACCGGGCAAUCAGAGUCUCCAGACAAGGAAGUAGUAGAUGCUGUUCAACACCCAGCCAGGCAUUCAGGACGAAGAAAGCAUUGA